AUGCAAACAUCAUCAUCAAUUCCAGUCAAUAUUGAUGUAGUCAAUACAGAAUCAUUUCAUAUAUUACCAAAUAGUAAUUUAUCAAUAACAUUUCGUUUUUUACGUCCUGGUGAUCAAUCCGAAGUAAAAUCUCUUUGUCAUGAUUGGUUUCCAAUUGAAUAUCCAGAUAAAUGGUAUAAUGAUAUAGUUCAUAAUAAAAAAUAUUUUGCUUUAGCAGCAUGUGAUGCUUUUACACAAAAAAUUAUUGCUUUAAUUGUUGCUAAUAUACUUCCAUUAGGUAAUUGUAAUCGUGAAGAUCAACAAAUUUUACAUAAAAAAUUUUCAUUAACAACAUCAGUUUGUUAUAUACUCAUAUUAGGUGUGGUUAAAGAAUAUCGACGAUUAGGUUUAGCAAGUAUAUUAUUAGAAAAUUUAUUAAAUACAUUAUAUAAAUAUGAUACAUGUAAAGCUAUUUAUUUACAUGUUUUAUAUUCAAAUACACAAGCAAUACAAUUUUAUGAAUCAAAAUUAUUUCAAUAUCGUUUACAUUUACCAUGUUACUAUUUAAUUAAAAAUGAGUACUUAGAUGCAUAUUGUUUUGCUCGUUAUAUUAAUGGUGGUUAUCCACCUUUUACUUUCUCGGAUUUCUUAUCUAAUGUACGGAUAUAUUUAAUGCGAGCAAAUCCUUGUCAUUUACUUAAUACAAUAAGACAUUUUGUCAAAAAUAAAUUAAUAUUUACAGAUUCUAAUCAACGUACGUCAUCAUAUAAACAGAUCUCACGUAUUAUAUGA
Rotaria sp. Silwood1 is the source of this 771-nucleotide messenger RNA. The record is from the annotation of a GenBank genome assembly. NCBI's taxonomy places the organism in Eukaryota, Metazoa, Rotifera, Eurotatoria, Philodinida, Philodinidae.